CGUGGUUUGCGUUCGGUUCAGUCGCGCUUGAGUCUCGCUGAGUUCACCGUUUGUUCUAGGGACGAGUUACGCACAUCGAAUCGGAUCGGGUCGGGUCGCGUCGCGUCUCCCCGAGACACCGAGAGUCAAUUCGAGCCCAAGCCAAGCCGAGAAAAGCAAAGAAAAGAAAAGAAAAAGAAAGAGAAGGGGUUACCGAAGGAGACGGUCGCGGCUAGAAAGAAGUGAAAGAGAUUUUCGAGUUCUUAACGCGGGAUAAAAACAGUGAGCCAACAAACAGUGGAGAUCCGAGUCUAUCAGGUUCGGACAAGGUCACGUGGUUUGGGCGAUUUUCCUUCCUUCACGUCGCUGUUCGUUUUCCGGAUCGAGCUGUCUCACCUGCUCGGCACCGCAUAUCCGUUGCUCAAAAACAAGGAUAGUUGAGGAUACCGGGAGUGGAAUCCCGCGAACCUUCAUCCUCGUCGUGGACCUUAAUCACCUGAUCAUCGUCAUGGCUGGCGCGGGGGAAGUUUGGGUCCAGUGGUUCACGUGUUGCCUCACGCAGCAGGGCCCCGGGGCACGGAGCAAGCGACAAAGGCCCCAACAGCAGAGGCUGAGGAUAGACCGAAGCAUGAUAGGGGCGCCGACGAACUUUCAACACACCGGUCACAUCGGCAGCGGUGAUCUCGAUAUGGCGAACGCCCAUUUGUCCGCUAUCCAGACGCAGAUGCAGGGCAAGGGAGGCUACGAGGCCUCGUUUGGCGUCAAGGCCUGCUGAGACACGGUCGCCCCGAGGGCAUUGGAGACCGACUUGUGAUGAUCGUCCCUAGGGAUAUUUUGAACGUGUUGAAGAUAUUUAAAAUAUGGCGACGAGAGAGAGAGAGAAAAAGGGGGGGGGGAGGGAGAGAAAAAGUGAUGUUGUACAUAUAUGCUGCUAUUGCUGCUCUGCCGAUGUUGAAAAAGUCGCGUGUGACGAAAGUCCGUUUAUUAGUUUCGGACUGACAAAUGGAUUUUAUGACGUCGAGCAUUGCAAACGCUUGUUAGCCAAUCGGAGGUGUGUGUUUUUUUUCUUUCUCGUUUUUGUUUUGAUUUUUAUUUUCCUAAAUAAACAAAAUAUAUACGCGGUCGCGAGUGAAUGUAAAAGAGAGGAAAUAAAAAAAGAACGAAAAUAGUUAAUACAAAAACGUAACUGUCUAUUAUUAUCAAGCGAAAGUGAAAAUGAAUUCCUCCUUGUUGUACAUAUACCUGCAUUGUAUAAUUAUAUACGAAAUAAGAAGAAAAAGGAGUGGAAAAAUGAAAUGAAGCGGAGAGAAACGACACAGAGAACAAUUGUCCCGAGGAAUUAUUUUGUAAUAAAAAUAUUAAUGAUUAUAAUAUAAGAGAUAAUUCUGCGAGGAUAUGAUAUUUACGACUGUGCAGUUAGAAUGUGAAAAAUUUUGAUCAAACUUAACAGAAGGACAAUGAAUAACGAAGGAUACGAAAUGAAAUCAGUUGAAAUGCCGAUAGACGAAUCGAACCGGCUUGUAGUAUUUUUUAUUAUUAUAAAAUAACCGUUAGUACGUAAUAAGUAUUAUAAUAGCGCGAAUGAAUACUAUAUUGAUUUUAUGCUGUAUGAUAUACCUACGUAAGAAUGAAUUAUUGAAAGAUUACGCGAAGAGGAAGGAAUUGAUCACUUCUUAAAAGUUUGAAUAUAUGAGAGGAAACAUGUAAUGCAUUUCUGUAGCAUAAGAUGUAUAACGCGUUUAUAAGAGUAGAUACGUAAAAAUCUGUUGUGAAAUUUUUCAAGUUUAAGAACAAACCGAAAACCUGUAUGAUCGCAUAUUUAAGUGAAAAAUUUACUGAUAUGCAACAUUUUGCAUCGAAGUAUAUUCAAUACGUGUGUUAUUUUUUUUUGUUCACUUUUUUCUUUCUCUCAAUGAUGAGAUAAACAAAAACUGAGCCAAGGAACGAAUGAAUAUAAAUUUUCAAAGCACGCGAUUUUUCAAUUUCGAUUUUUCAAUGCCUUCUAACUGACUAAUGUGCUUUGUUUUAUUAUCAUUGCUCAAUCACUUGCGAUGCGAUGUGUACAACGGCGCAUUGACUAUUCAUCAAUAUGAACUAAAUGUGAUUUCGUAUCUAUAAGUAAUUCAAGACAACAGGUUCAAGGAACUGGGGAAAUAAUCUUGAGGAUGAUUUUCCUUUCUAUUUCUUUGAAAAUAAUUUUUUUCCCUUAUUUUAUUGGCCUUCGUUUAAAUCAGAAUAAUGGGGCCAAAUCAUUGUCGAAUGGACAAUAUGACGGAUAGAAUUAAUACUGAAUACCGAAACGUAAAUGAAAUUAUCUUUUUCAUUUCUUGGUUCAAUACAGAGUUUCGAAUGAAAUUCUACUCGAAUUAAGUUACAACAGCCAGUUUAGUCUUCCGGAUAAGUUCAUAUUAACAACGCAUAACAGUUUAUACUGCCGGAUUAUUCAACUUUUUAACAAAAGUCGAAUAAUCGUUUCCAAUUAAUGCCAUGCUUCAUUAUGGUGCUUUGCGUUAAUCUUCAAACUUCCAUAUUUUCUUCUUAUUGAAUUUAUCGCACGAGGCUAACUUCUCUCUUAUAUUCUACAAGUUUUAUCGAAGAUUUAUCAAUGACUAAAUAUAAUGCAAAAUAUUUUGUUUUCUUAUUGGUUUCAUACAGAAUUUAUAAAUUUAGAUUUCGUUUUUAAAUAUUAUUUAUUUUAUUUUUAUUUCAAAAGGAUCGUAGAAAUAAUCUUCAGUUUAAAGUUCUCUUCAAGCCAUUGAAGUGACGUCCCCAGACAGUUUGAAAUCGACCAUUAAGAGCUUUAGAGAAUGUUAGGAUAUUAAAUGAAACUAGAAUUCUUUUCUUUCACCACAUACAUAUUUUUGUAUGCCACGUGUAUUGCACAUUUGCAAAUUUGUAGUAAGUUAGCUUGAACAUACGCGAUUCCGCAAUUCAAAUUUGUGCGUACAGUAUCUGUGUCACAAUGACGAAAUAAUUUAUACAUUAUUAGCAAUUAAAUUCGUAGGAAUGAUGAAAGUAAAUAAGAGAAAAAAAGGCAUUUUUAACAAAAAAAUGUAGCGUGCAAUAAAUUGCACAGAUUUCCGAUCUGUUGAAAUUGUAGAUUGAAAAUCUGUAUAAACAUUAGCGUGAUCAUCGUGAAUUCUGAUAGUAAAAGAGAUGCUAAACCUAUCUAUUUUUUCGCAAGCGGAAGUAACUA
This is a messenger RNA of Diprion similis, 3175 nucleotides long. RefSeq names its product CDC42 small effector protein homolog (gene Spec2). NCBI's taxonomy places the organism in Eukaryota, Metazoa, Arthropoda, Insecta, Hymenoptera, Diprionidae. Gene Ontology annotation, biological process: regulation of Rho protein signal transduction. Gene Ontology annotation, molecular function: small GTPase binding. Gene Ontology annotation, cellular component: plasma membrane. Bases 488 to 754 code for a protein of 88 amino acids. The record is from RefSeq and is a predicted model, not a curated record. The transcript is spliced from 3 exons.